AUGGAAGAAUCAACACUAUUCCAAUGGCGAUAUACUUUGAAUUCUGAACUUUGCUUGUGGGCCAAAUCAAGAAAGAAAGAGAAUAGAAACAGAAUCCUCAAUUAUCUUGAAGUUGCUGUAGAGAAUGACUGCACACAACCAUUACUAAUGAGCUCUGAAUCUAACGAAGAAGAAGAAGAUGAUGUCGAAGAUUGUGACGAUGCUGAUGAAGAUUCUGACGACAAAAUACAGAAGCCAGUUGAUUCAAUUCUAUCAGCAUAUAGAAGAUAUGAAAAGGAUAUGCUAGCUUUCACAUGUUGCAGCCAAAACCUUACCAUGAAUGAGCAUGAAGAGCUUACAAAAAUGAGGAAUUGUCCCAUGACACCAAGAGAAGUUGCCAUAUUUCUUGAGACACUUGGAUAUCCAUCUGAUACACAAAUUUACAUAGUUGUUGGUAAACUUUAUGGUAAAGAUGGUCUCCAGUCGUUGAAACAAAAGUUUCCAAAUCUGUCUACUAAGCUCAGCUUAGCAACAGAGGAAGAGUUAAGGCCUUUCAUGAAUUCACAGAAUUGGCUUGCUGCUAUAGACUAUGUUGUGGUGUUGGAAAGUGAUGUGAAAAAUUUAGUGAAGUUCGUUGACGAAUUAGACAAGGGUAACAUAACUUGGGCAAGGUUUUCAUAUUUGGUCAAGAGCUUUCAUGAGAAGAGAAAUGGAGGACCAAAACCAAGAUCUACUUCACUUACUCCAAAAUCUCCAAAACUUGAAGAGAAAUAUAUAAUGACCUAA
Humulus lupulus (European hop) is the source of this 765-nucleotide messenger RNA. RefSeq names its product protein FRIABLE 1-like. The coding region runs from base 1 to 765 and encodes 254 amino acids. Lineage: Eukaryota; Viridiplantae; Streptophyta; Magnoliopsida; Rosales; Cannabaceae. The record is from RefSeq and is a predicted model, not a curated record. The transcript is spliced from 5 exons. Gene Ontology annotation, cellular component: cytoplasm.